AUGCCAACCAGCGCAGCCACCCGAGUGUCGGACCGCAUCAAGCACGACCACCGGGAGCUGGAGGAGUACUACACCAACAUCAAGAAGGCCCAGCGCGACGACGAAAAGAUACAAUGGCAGAACCAGUUCGUCUGGGAGCUGGCGCGGCACUCCAUCGCCGAGGAGAUCGUCGUGUACCCUGCCUUUGAGAAGCACAUUCCCGACGGGGUGAGGUUGGCCGAGAAGGACCGCGCCGAGCACCAGCAGGUCAAAGAGAAGCUCUACGAAUUCCAAUCCAUGAACCCCUCGGCCCCGACCUUCGAGCAGACCAUCGACUCGCUCUGGGAGACGCUGGCACAGCACAUCAAGGAGGAGGAGCGCGACGACCUGCCGGCGCUGGAGAAGGCCCUCGACGACGACGCGUCGGGCGCGCUGGCCCGUAGCUUCGACCGCACCAAGCUUUUUGUGCCCACGCGCAGCCACCCGGCCGCGCCGGAUCGCCCGCCGUACGAGACGGCUGCGGGGCUCCUGGCGACGCCCCUGGAUAAGCUGAUGGACAUGUUUCGGAAGUUUCCCGAGGGGAAGUAG
This is a messenger RNA of Parathielavia appendiculata, 567 nucleotides long. RefSeq lists its product as uncharacterized. The record is from RefSeq and is a predicted model, not a curated record. NCBI's taxonomy places the organism in Eukaryota, Fungi, Ascomycota, Sordariomycetes, Sordariales, Chaetomiaceae. Bases 1 to 567 code for a protein of 188 amino acids. The transcript is spliced from 2 exons.